UAAAUGUAUUUGAUGUUGCGAAUGCAAAGAUUCUCCCAAUAAGUUGCCUUGGGUGUCCACUAUACCGCAACCAGUGUCAUCGCAGGAGGUUUCUAUGCCCAAAAUAACUUUGGUUUCGGUAUUAAAAUGUUUGUAAAAUUUGGCUUUUGAGUUGUUUAUUUGGUUUAGCAGAUUUACUUUAGGGUAGUGCUUAAAUAAUGCCAUUUUUCUUGAAAAGUUAAAAAGAAUCUUGUUUAAAAAAAAAAAGUGGGGUUAUGUUUAUUGUUUACUUUUAAGUGCCCUGGUCAAGGCAUUUGGAAAUCCGGCAACCCUGCCUGUAGCCUAACUUCUUUGUCUUUUUUUAAUGCUUAUCAAAAAAAGAUAAAAAAUAAACAUAGUGAUCAUUUAUGACAUUCAAAUUUCAAAAUUUAACAUUCAAAAAUCAAAAUAAAUAAACAACAAACCACCUAUAAAUAGUUAUUAUAAGGUAUUCGAUUUAACUACAACGUAAAUAAAAUUAUUAUUAAUAGAUCCAAUUUGCGUGACAAAUUACCCACUUCCUAUUGAAAUUUUUCUUGUACAUUUUCAACGUUAAAACAUAAAUAAAAACCAUGUCGUCCAUCCUACAUAGAGAAGAUUUUAGUCUUGGACCCAUAAGUUACGAUAGAAUAGAGACAAACCUUUAUCUAGGAGGUGUAGCAGCAGCAACAGAUAUCGACACUUUAAAUAAAUUAGGUAUCACUUACAUAUUGACAAUCGAUACUUGCCCAUUGCCCAGAAACAUAUCAGAGUUGAAUCACAUCAAAAUAAAAUUUAUACAACUUGCUGAUUUCCCAAAAGAAGAUUUAAUUAGUCAUUUUGAUGAUACCAACGCCUUCAUACAAGAAGCAUUGCACAACAAUAAAGCAAUACUUGUUCACUGUUAUUUUGGUAUUUCGAGAAGUGCCACUGUAGUCCUAGCAUACAUGAUGAAAAAAAACCAACUAUCAUACACUGAAGCUUACAACAAACUCAAAAGCAAAAGAAGUCUCGUAUUUCCAAACAAAGGCUUUGUAACCCAGCUAAGGUUAUACAAAGAAAUGGGCUACAAAAUCGAUCCCUCCUACACGAAAUACAAAAUGUUUCGCCUCAGCGUGGCAGCUGAUAAAGUAGCAAAAGCCAAAAUAUUACCGCAAAAUUUUCUGAAUCUUAUUCAGCCAGAUCCAGGGCUUGUCCAGUCACAACCUGAGCCCAACGUAUACAGAUGCAAAAAGUGCCGUAGAAUAAUUGCCUCAGAAAGCCACUUGAUUUUGCAUCAAGAAAAAGACAAACAAAUUAAAUGUGUUAAUACAUUCUUUGUGGAACCCAUUACUUGGAUGAAUGUGGCGCAAACCACUCAAGGAAAGUUGCACUGUCCUAAGUGCAACCACAAAGUUGGCUCAUUUAGCUGGGUAAUGGGAUGUCAGUGUCCUUGUGGCAUUCAAGUGGCACCGGCUUUUUAUUUGGUUCCAUCUAAAGUUGAUUUUACUAAUGUAGUGAAGAAUGUUGAAAUGACUUUCUAGGCAAUUUAAAAAAAGAUGCCAAAACUUUAAUAAUAUUUUUUUAAUGGCGAAUAUUUAAGUAAAUAAAACCCUUCUUUGAUAAUGUUUAAAUAAGUGUUGUUACAUAUUAUAAAUAUACAAUUUUUUGUUUAAAAUGUUGCCAAAUAAUAACUAAAAUUAGAUUUUGCAUCGUGGUUUAUUUUGAUGCCUUGGUUUUAUGUUUUCGCAAACAGCAGUACACCGUACUUUUCCCACUGCAGUCAUUCUGUAGUCUCUAGGUAUCAAGAGCUUCUUGAAUAUCUACAAAAUAUUCAGAGUUGUGAUUUGACUCGGGAGCAAUUUCUACUUACAUAAACCCAAGAAAUGGCAUAAUCUAAAAAUGGCCCGGAAUCGAAAUCGAUCGGAUCGCCUAAUUCUUGGAGCGGUUUAUCAUCUCCGAACCAUUGCCCUACUUUCUCCAGGAGAUGGGAGGCCAUUGCGAUACUAUUCAAUUUUGAUAUAUUUUUUUUGGGUAUUUGUGCAUUAUAUUGUGUCAAUGUUCAGGUGACAAGACAGUAAUUUAAUUACAGGUUUUAGCGCAUCUACAGUGUGCCCACUUAAGUUCGCAGCAUAUGGAAAACUUUUUUAUUAUCAAUUUGACGAAAAAAAGUUAUUCUUUAUAAAAGUUUCUGCUUCUUGAAAAACUAUUAAACUAUUGAAACUUGAAAUAGCAUGUACAGGGUGGUCAAAAAAUAAAAAACUAUACAGGGUGUUUCCGAAGUACGGUUCGUAACUUCAGGAUGUGAUUCCUUACGAUAUUCUAAGAAAAAAGUUCCCAUAAACAUGUGUCCGGAAAUGCGUUGUUUCUG
Messenger RNA from Ceutorhynchus assimilis (cabbage seed weevil), 2347 nucleotides. Lineage: Eukaryota; Metazoa; Arthropoda; Insecta; Coleoptera; Curculionidae. The record is from the annotation of a GenBank genome assembly.